GAUUAACAUGGUAUCAGAGCUCAUUGUUGCUCAUGCUUGAAAUUCUUGAUCCUCUGUUGCUUCCGCUUUCUCUGUUACUUCUACUUCAAUUCUGUUCUUGCUCUGCAGUUCUGCUUACAUUUGAAGUUUCUAGUGCUUCGUGUUAAUCUUCAUUUCUUGAUUGGUAAUUUUUCUGAAUUGUGCACAAUAAGUGUUUGGUAUAUUGUCUCAAUCACAGAUUAAUCCAAGAAUCACGAUGGUGACUGCUUCACAACUUCAACUACUUCAAUCUCCAAUUAUAGCCCUUAUUCCCUCUAUUUCUACAUCAAUUAAUGUCAAACUUGAUGAUUCGAACUACCUCAAUCGAAACUUUCAGCUACAACUAUUGCUUGAAAGCAAUGGAAUUAUGGGGUAUGUUGAUGGUUUGCUCCCUUGUCCACCUCAACAUGACUCAUACUCUGAUGAAUCUGGUAUUACUUCUUCUUCCCCUACUAAUGAGUAUAUAGUAUGGAAGAUGCAUGACCGAGCUAUUAUGCAAUUGAUCACUGCCACAUUAUCACCUAUUGUUAUGUCCUGUGCAAUUGGUAGUAUAAGUUCUAAGGAUUUGUGGACUAAGUUGAAGGAACAAUUCUCUACUGUAUCUAGGACUAGCAUUUUUCAGAUGAAAUCCAAUCUGCAAACAAUUAAAAAGGGGUCAGAUUCAAUUUCACAGUACCUUCAUCAAAUUAAAGAGGCUAGGGACUACCUUUCUGCUGCUGGUUUCUUCUUUGCAGAUGAAGAUAUUGUUAUUCUUGCUUUGAAUGGUCUACCUGCUGAAUGUAACACCUUCAGAUGUGUUAUUAGAGGGCGUGAAAGUGUGAUCUCAUUAAAAGACUUUAGAUCGCAGUUACUUGCAGAAGAAGUGAUUGUUGACACUUCAGUUCAUAAUCCUCUUAUAACAGCUAUGGCUGCCAAUACAGGUUCCACACGAGGGGCUCCUUUUCAAUCACAAAGUUUCUCUGUAAAUCAUGGUCAAUCUCAAGUGAAUAAUAGAGGCUUUCAAUCCUAUAAUGGGAAUAAGAACAGGGGUAGAGGCCGCUUCACUCAGGGAUCUAGAUUUUAUGCUUCUAGACCAGCAUUUUCUCCCCUGCCACACGUGUUUCCCAACUCUAAUUCAGGAAUUCUUGGUUCAUCUCCUAGUCAGCAAUUUUGAACUGCUCCUGCAUCAAUGCUUCCAAUUUGUCAAUUAUGCAACUUUGAGGGCCACACUGCCCCAUUUUGUGGAAAUUCGUCUCCUCAACAUACAAAAUGUCACAUUUGUGGAAGAAGUAAUCAUUCCACCUGGUAUUGCUUCUAUAAUGAUAAGGGUCCUAAUUACAUUGGGGUGCACACCAAUGCUUCUUAUUCUCCACAGCCUUAUUAUCAUUUGCCACCACAGAACUUGCAGUAUAAUUCGUCUCCAGCUCCUUCUCAACAUGUAUCAGUCACAUCAGCACAACACAGAGCAACCCAACAACCCCAUAUGCAAGCCAUGCACACGGGGCUUAACUCUGCCUCUCCAUCCUCAUGUUUUUCAGGUUCUUCACAAGUGUGGCUGAUCGAUGACAACUGAUUUGGGCAAUCUGUCGCUGGCCUCACCAUAUCCAACAAAUGACAUGAUUCAUACUGCCAAUGGUGAAGGACAAAGUCACAGGGAAGAUCAUUUACAGGGGGUUGUGCAGUAAUGGAUUGUAUCCUAUCCACUCCUUCUCACUUUCAAAUUCCCAGCAGCCAUAUCCAGCUUAGGUUUUCUUGGUCAACUUGUUCAGUCCAAU
Populus euphratica (Euphrates poplar) is the source of this 1772-nucleotide messenger RNA. RefSeq lists its product as uncharacterized. The transcript has 2 exons. Bases 236 to 1171 code for a protein of 311 amino acids. The record is from RefSeq and is a predicted model, not a curated record. Lineage: Eukaryota; Viridiplantae; Streptophyta; Magnoliopsida; Malpighiales; Salicaceae.